AUGGCUCUCUUGCUUUCUCCCCUCUCCAUGUUGUUCCUGGCAGCAACUGUGGCGGAAGCAGUGGCAGCAACAUCGGUGCUGUGUAUUCUACAUGAGGAGGCUCUUCUGUGGUGGGUGGGGUGGGCAGCCUGGAAGACGCCUGGGCACAAACACCCAAGCAGGACGGAGUGUCCUCCUGCAGGUGCUGUGCCGUGCCAUGGCAUGAUGAGGAGGGCCUGGCUGCGUCAGGCCAAGCACUUGUUCACGGCCCUGAGUGGCGCACGGAAGCAGCUGCAACUGGCGUACACCAGCACCAGCGGGCUGGUCCUGCACCUGGCGGGCUGGUCCUGGCGGGCUGCUCCUACACCUGGCGGGCUGCUCCUGGCGGGCUGCUCCUACACCUGGCGGGCUGCUCCUACACCUGGCGGGCUGCUCCUGGCGGGCUGCUCCUACACCUGGCGGGCUGCUCCUGGCGGGCUGCUCCUACACCUGGCGGGCUGCUCCUGGUGGGCUGCUCCUACACCUGGCGGGCUGCAGCACCGAGGCCCUACAGCAGCUCCCCCUGACGCGCUGGCCGCUUGUACUUGUGCAACACCAGCAGCGACUGACGAGUGGCAGCGGUAUCAGCAGCACCUGCGUCACCAUGGUGAGUGGUGA
This is a messenger RNA of Closterium sp. Naga37s-1, 636 nucleotides long. Lineage: Eukaryota; Viridiplantae; Streptophyta; Zygnematophyceae; Desmidiales; Closteriaceae. The record is from the annotation of a GenBank genome assembly.